AUGGGGAAGAAGCCUGAGAAAAAAGACACAAACGAUACAGCCGCUGGAAUCCCAGACGCUUUCAAGGGGUUACUGACUCCCAAGAGCGAAACCUCAGUGGACUCGAGCGCCAGCACUAAACACAAUGAAUCUUACGCUAAGAUAGACCCUCCAGAUGUCGAGAAGUUGGGCCGCUCGUCAUGGACCCUUCUCCAUCUGAUAGCCGCUACUUAUCCAGAGACGCCUUCCAACAAGCAACAAGCCGAUAUGAAGCAAUUUUUGAAAUUGUUCGGUAACUUCUACCCAUGCUGGUUCUGUGCUGAGGACUUUGAGAAGUACAUGACCAAAAACGAGCCUGUGACGGAAACCCAGGACCAAUUGGGUAGGUGGCUUUGUGAUGCCCACAACGAGGUGAACGUCAAGCUUGGAAAGCCCAAGUUUAACUGUGACUUGUGGAAGAAGCGCUGGAAGGAUGGAUGGGACGAGUAG
Messenger RNA from Candidozyma duobushaemuli, 468 nucleotides. It is a transcript of the gene ERV1, whose product is annotated as flavin-linked sulfhydryl oxidase. The transcript has a single exon. Lineage: Eukaryota; Fungi; Ascomycota; Pichiomycetes; Serinales; Metschnikowiaceae. Bases 1 to 468 code for a protein of 155 amino acids. Gene Ontology annotation, cellular component: mitochondrion. Gene Ontology annotation, molecular function: flavin-dependent sulfhydryl oxidase activity; flavin adenine dinucleotide binding. The record is from RefSeq and is a predicted model, not a curated record.